This is a messenger RNA of Fonsecaea nubica, 1458 nucleotides long. RefSeq lists its product as hypothetical. Gene Ontology annotation, biological process: carbohydrate metabolic process. Gene Ontology annotation, molecular function: beta-glucosidase activity. The coding region runs from base 1 to 1458 and encodes 485 amino acids. The transcript has 4 exons. The record is from RefSeq and is a predicted model, not a curated record. NCBI's taxonomy places the organism in Eukaryota, Fungi, Ascomycota, Eurotiomycetes, Chaetothyriales, Herpotrichiellaceae.
AUGGUCAAGGACAUUGCUCCUAGAGCGGGCUUACCUGCCGAUUUCCUUUGGGGUUUUGCAACUGCAGCAUAUCAGAUUGAGGGCGGUGCCACGGCCGAUGGACGAGGACCUUCAAUAUGGGAUACCUUCUGCAAGAUCCCUGGCAAGAUUGCCGACGGCAGCUCUGGGGAUGUUGCCUGUGACUCGUACCACCGCACCGCUCAGGAUAUCGAGCUGCUCAAGAAGCUUGGGGCCAAAGCAUACCGAUUUUCCGUCUCGUGGUCGCGGGUCAUCCCCUUGGGUGGUCGAAAUGAUCCGAUCAACGAGGCCGGACUCCAGUACUAUGUCAAAUUCGUCGAUGACCUGCUCGAAGCUGGCAUUGUGCCCUUCAUCACCCUGUUCCACUGGGAUCUGCCCGACGAGCUCGAUAAGCGAUACGGAGGUUUCUUGAACAAGGAGGAGUUCGUCGCUGACUUUGCCAAUUAUGCACGAGUUAUGUUCAAAGCCAUGGGAUCCCGGGUCAAGCACUGGAUUACCUUUAACGAACCAUUCUGCAGUGCCGUUCUCGGGUACAAUGUCGGUGUUUUCGCCCCAGGUCGCUCCAGCGACCGAACGAGGUGUGCUGAAGGUGACGGGUCGAGGGAACCUUGGAUAGUUGGUCAUCAUAUCUUGCUGGCCCAUGCGACUGCGGUCAAGAUCUACCGAGACGAGUUCAAGUCGCGCGAUGGAGGAGAGAUCGGGAUUACCCUGAAUGGUGACUGGACAGAGCCGUGGGACCCUGAGGACGAACGAGACCGGAUAGCAUGCCAUCGCAAGAUCGAAUUCGCCAUCUCCUGGUUCGCCGACCCGGUCUACUUUGGCCACUACCCGGAAUCGAUGGUCAAGCAACUGGGUGACCGUCUCCCCACAUUCAGCAAAGAAGAAAGCGAGCUCAUGAAGGGCUCCAACGAUUUCUACGGCAUGAAUCACUAUUGCGCCAACUACAUCAAACACAAGGAAGGACCCGCCGAUCCACUCGACGUUGGCGGCAACUUGGAGAUCCUCUUUGAGGACAAGUACGGCAACAGUAUCGGCCCCGAGACGCAGAGUUUCUGGCUUCGACCUCACGCCCCUGGGUUCAGGAAAUUGAUGAAGUGGUUGAGUGAUCGAUACGGACGGCCGAAGAUCUACGUGACGGAGAACGGGACGAGCAUCAAGGGCGAGAACGACUUGUCGCGGGAGGAGAUCCUCGAGGAUGAUUUCCGGUGUGAGUAUUUCCGCAGUUACAUCACCAGCAUGGCCGAAGCUGUGGCCGAGGAUGGAUGUGAUUGUCGCGGGUACAUGGCAUGGAGUCUUAUGGACAACUUCGAAUGGGCGGAGGGAUACGAGACUCGUUUUGGCGUCACAUAUGUCGACUACGAGAAUGACCAGAAGCGGUACCCGAAGAAGAGUGCGCUGGAGAUCUCGAAGAUAUUUGAACAGUACAUUGGCAAGAUAUGA